Messenger RNA from Fopius arisanus, 1743 nucleotides. Its product is annotated as tektin-3-like. NCBI's taxonomy places the organism in Eukaryota, Metazoa, Arthropoda, Insecta, Hymenoptera, Braconidae. The record is from RefSeq and is a predicted model, not a curated record. Gene Ontology annotation, biological process: cilium assembly; cilium movement involved in cell motility. Gene Ontology annotation, cellular component: microtubule cytoskeleton; nucleus. The transcript has 7 exons. Bases 213 to 1727 code for a protein of 504 amino acids.
GUCAAUAAAUCUUCACAAGAGCCUCAUUUACCUCCAACCCUGAUAAACCCCAGUGUGUGAUUCUGUAAGUGUCUAUCAACUACAUAAAACCCCUGGGGAUGUAUUUGGUAGAAUCGAUCGAUCCCUGGUACAGCCUGUCACGACACAAAUAACUAUAUAUGCCCAGAGUAUUCUGUACCACGAGGAUAUCUUCCAGUUCUUGACAUGACACAAUGUACAUCGAGGAUCACAUUGAUGUGCUGGGACUAGGAAAACGGCAAAUCGAACCUUGGAGCAACGUAGGCUCCUCUAUGCCCUGUUUGGAGCCGGCAAUUCCAGUGAGAUCAAUCGAUUACCACAAAAAUCAUACACUCAUGCCUUGGAGACCUAGUGCUGGCUAUGAAAAUGUACAGUUGGUGCCUCUAUCUAGAAAAUGUAUAUCGACUUAUGCUGUCGAUCCAGCGACGGGGAUGACGACGGAGCCUCUGAAAUUCCCCAAUCUAGUCACUGGGUAUCAGAGGAAUCCGGUGCACGCAUCACAGUCUGCUCUGCAUACGAGAUACACUCCCAAUGAGUGGUUCCAGAAGCAGAUCAAGUUCUAUAAUGAUGCUGACGCUAACACUUAUUAUUCCGAGAGAAUGCGGAAUGAUGCUGUCAAGAUUAUGCGGGCAGCGGAGGAAAAGAUCCAGAUAACUCAACAUGAGACAGGAAGAAGAUUGGGGGAACGAAUAACGGAUGUGACAUUCUGGAGGAAUGAGGUAGCUGCUGAGUUAGAGAGACUCAUCCAGGAGUGCGAGAGGCUUCAGGAUUGCAGAAGUGUCCUAGAGAAAGCUGUCCAGGACAUCGAGGGGCCUCUCCACAUUGCUGAAGAGUGUCUUUAUCAUCGUGAAGCGAGAAAAAGCACUGAACUGGUUCACGAUGACUCGGAGAAGUGUCUUCUGUACGAAGUUUCCAAUCUCAAGAGCAAUCAGAAAAAACUUGAGAGUUGUCUGGAAAGAUGCAAGGAUCAGUUGAGGAACUGUCGAGCCUCGCAAAAUCAACUCGAGUUGGAUCUUAAGAAUAAACAGAGUGCUCUUGGAAUAGACACUCUCUGUCAUCAAUUAAAUAAUUACAGUCAUGGGAUACAGUACUAUUCUGGCAUUGAAAAAUAUGAUCCAUGUGUUUCAGAACAAGAGACCUGGGCUGAUGCAGCAAACAGAAUCGUCCAGAAAUCCCAGACUGAAAGAGCAAAAUCCGUUCAAUUGCGGGCAGAAGCCGAGGCAUUGGUCAACAGAGUGUCUCGUGAGAUGUGGGAGACCUGGACGUGUACAAACAAUGCAUUAUCAAGACGAAGUUCAGAAUUACUCGAGGCGAAAAACCAACUCCAGCAGCAUCUCCACAAGGUCCAACAAGAGAUCUUCGAUGUUGAGAAAAAUCUUGAAAUAAUGAGAAAGUCAAUAGCUGACAAAAGUUACGCUCUGAAGGUUGCCCACACACGUCUAGAGGCCAGAAUGCAUCGUCCAGAGCUGGAGUUAUGUCGUGAUUAUGCCCACGUAAGUCUUCAGAAGGAGAUCGAGGACAUAAACCAUCAGGUAGAGAAGAUGCACAAGAUGCUGAAGGAACUGGAGUGCCAGCACCAGCGACUCCUGCGUACCAGAAAUGGUUUAGAACACGAUUUAUCCCUGAAGGUCGAUGCUAUGUACAUCGACAAGGAGAAAGUCUGCGGCUUGAGACGAGCUUACCCAGUCAAUGCCCUAUUUAGAUUCUAAAUCCAUCAGAAAACAA